Drosophila mauritiana is the source of this 5018-nucleotide messenger RNA. RefSeq names its product verprolin. Bases 980 to 4336 code for a protein of 1118 amino acids. NCBI's taxonomy places the organism in Eukaryota, Metazoa, Arthropoda, Insecta, Diptera, Drosophilidae. The record is from RefSeq and is a predicted model, not a curated record. The transcript is spliced from 9 exons.
AGUCAGAAGCAGCCGGCUAGCCGGAGGGCCAACAACAAGUCGCAGGCGCGAAAAGCAAUCGAUUGGAAUUAUCGAGCUAUCGAAAUAAUCGCUACAAAUUUUGAGAUCUUCAAAGGGGAUCAUUUUUUUAGUUGUUGGAAGUAGUUAAACAGUUACUUUGAAAACUAAAGUCUGAGAAGUGAUCGAAAAGCAAUCAUCGUGAAAUUUUGGCAGUAAAUGGUUAAAGUUCAAAGUCUUACUCAACGAAAUAUUAUUUAAUUGUUGUGUAAGAUAGUGCGAGUUAAAAGUGUGUGCUAUGAAACGCAUUUUAACAGAAUGCCACAUUUUAUCAGAAUUAUUUAUGAUUUAUCAACAAUGAAAGAGAUUCCUCGUCAAUAAACACAAUAAUAUCAACAUACAUCAGUGUUACAACCAAUAUCCUUUCUAUUCCGUGCUAAUCCUUUAGGAUUCAAACAGUACUGCGGCCAAUGUGUUAAUUCUUCGAAAGUGCCUUCGGUUCGCAGCCGAGCAGGUGACAAGUGUUAAAGUGCAAUGUGCUAAUUAUGUCACACGGGGCGUAUGCGUGCUGUUGAAAGCCAAUAGCAAGUGAGAGCCAAAGUAAAAGGCGCAAACGGGUAACGGAAAAUCGAAUAGGCGAAGAUGGUGGCGAAGAAAAAGGCCUAAACGACCAUUCAAUACUUGUUGAAUUAUUAGCCGAGUGUGUGUGAGUGCGAUUGUGGAAGCAAACAACAAAUGUCAACUGCCAAUGCCCUGAGAGUGUAAAACGAAAUAUGUGAAAGAUACAAGCCCAGUCGCAGGGGAAUCGGCAUCCGGGGACAAACGAAAAUGAAGUGUCAGCGCUGCUGGGAUGAAAUUAUCAAUUGGGCAAGCUGCUGUGGAAAUGUGAUUUAUCCACCUGCCGCGGGUGAGGUGUUCUCCGAGUGAUAGCCGUGUGUGCCACACGGGUGUGUGCGUGUAGACAACAAAGGGAAAUAAUGUCAUGCAUUGGCUCGACGGCAUUUCUUUGGAUGACAAUUUAAUUAGCGGACGCGCCAGCGGCAGCAACGGCGACAACAGCGACGGCAAUCAGCGGAAAUCAACGCAGUCGAGCUCAUCGCCCACCAAAGCAAAACGAAGACGUCAUGCACACUAUAAGCUAAACAGCAGAUUGGACAGAAAGUCUUCGCGGGGCAUGAUAUACGAAAAUGAGGAGCUCAGGCUGCGCACCAUUAAUAUUAAUGCAGAAGUGGAACGAGGGCAAUCGGACAUCAAGCGACUGCGGCGGGAGAAUGAGCAAUUGCGUCGGGAGAUCUGGACCUUGCGGGACGAGUGCGAUAGGCUAAACAAACGCUUCAAGGCGAAGCUCAACGAGCACGAGUUUGGUGGAUGCAGGGGCAGCGGCGGCAGUGGCGGCACAUGCCACGCCUACCGGUGCAGCGGCGGUGGGCGUGGGAGCGGAGGUUGUGAUGCUAAUAGUGAUGACUCUGACUCAUGUGAUACGUGUCGCGGGGCAGACGACGGGCACUGCAGCGACGAGUGCUGCCAGGAGGGAGGAUCCUGUGCGCCACCAAAGCCUCCACUACCGCCGGAGGUGCCCAGCCCCCCAUCCCAAUCUAAAAACGAGGAUGGUAACAGCACCAACCAGACCAAGGAGCCGCAGCCCAUGCACUUCGAUCACCUGUCGGUGGUCUCCGAGGAGACGCUGAGUAACCCUGAGCUGAUGCACGUCCAGCAGCAGGAGCAUCUUACGAUAUUCCCCCCACCAGACGCCCACGGAUCGCAGAGCACGCUGCCCAGCAUGAUGGGACCGCUCACCCCGCUGACGCCCAUCGAACUGGUGGCCAAUCAGCUGAACGACCUGCAGGCUAUGGUGCCACCAUUGUCCUACUUUGAGAACAUCCUGUCGCAGCAUAUGGGCGCACGAAACGCCGCCCAAACGCCCUCUCCGGAGUUGGGGACCAGUUCGAGCACCACCACCGGCAAGACGAUGCGGCACACGAACGGCUGGGACUACAAUCUGCAGUCGCCCUUCACUCAGCGCAAGUACAACGAGCCGUCGUCGCCGUCCCGCUCGCCACCGCCACCUGUGAGCACGAUGACCACAUUUGUGCCCACGUCCACCCUGCAGACGAUGCCCAAGAUCGCGCUGAAUGCCCCGCCACACCCACACCUGGCGGAUGGUGGCGACAUCGAAACGGUGGCCAUCACCACAAAUGCCGCGCAGCAUGCGCUCAACAGUCCGAAGCACUUCUUUGCGCCGAUCAAGCCGCGUUUGAAGCUCAACACCAAGCUGGCCAAUCAGGGACAGGAUCUCGAGCAGGACGAUCUACCGCCGGGCUCACCGCCGCCGCCCUUGCGAGAUCCACCGGAUAUCUUCGUGAAUAACGCCCUGGCCUCACCCUAUCAGCGCCAAGUGUCCCCACAAGUAAGUCCUCGUCACCGACGGUCCACUCACUCGCAUUGCCACGCCCACAGCCACCAGCGCAGCCGCCAACGCCCAAAGCCAAGCCACUGCUCCCUGCAUCGGGCGGUGGUGGACGUGGCCGCUGCCGUGGGCUUGGGGGAGGUGGGUCCGCAUCCGGGGUCCAGUGUCCUCGAUAUAUACACCGCUGCUCUGGCGGCAGCAGCUGCCGCCAGGUGCUCACCGCUUCCGGCGGCCAGAUCCGUCGAACCCAUCUACGCUACAGCACAAAAGCCGGCUCAAAAUACGUGCAUCUCGGCUACGUCUGUUACACAGCCGGUGAUGACCAUCACCACCCAAUCCAACAAGACCACCACCACUAGGUGGCCUUCGCCCCAAAGAUUGGCGGCAAGUCGAGCGAAGGCCGUUGGCGAGGCCAAGAGGGCGGACAAGUCCGCGGAGAACGUCAGUCAGACGGAUUCGGUCAACUUGGAGUCCAUUCUGAACGACAUCGAGACGAUUUCGGAGGAUAUACUGGCCAUUCAGCUCGAGAAGAGCAAGUCAAGGGACAACCUAAGCCACAAUAAUAACAAGGACGAUGAAAGGGUGAAGAAACCCUAUCGCUCCGAAAUGAACCUGUAUCUGCAGUAUGACGGCACAAAUCCGACCAUUUCACCCGCCACCACGGACACCCAAACAACGGAAAUCGGAACAACUACACCGGCGGUGACCACGUCCAGCGAAUCGGGAAACAGUGGGAGCAGUAAAUUAGUGCGACGCACCCGAUCCUUGGAGAGGGAGCACACCGACAGCCCUGCACCGCACAUUCCGGACCCCAUGACACCGUUUCCCGACAAGUGCACCUACCUGGGAUUCGAGCAGCUGAACCAGGCGGCAGCUGGGGCCGUAGUGCCCCCCCAAUCGCCGAAUGGGCAGAGGCCUCCCAUCGCAGCCAAGCCGAAUGUACCGCUGAAACCACCGCCCCCGCUGCCACCAGCCCGCAGGCCAACCAUGCCCACUGAACCACCGCCCCCGCCUCCAACCACUUCCGCUUCCGGCGUAAUCGGUCUGCCGCCCAACAAGAGUCACCUGUACAAGACACUCGCCUCGGCGGCUGCCAAAAGAGCCAUCUUCCGCUCAUCGCCGUCGCAGUUAACCAGAUCCCUGGACGUGGAUCCCACUGCAUCGGAUGGGGAGACGGGCGUGGCAGGUGACCAGUCAGCUGCUGGAAAUAUGGACGAGUUGGCGAGGCGGAAGGCACGACGCGUAUCCAUCGUUUGUGGAUCCGGACAGGGAGGCCAGCAGGACGAGGUGGCCGCGCCCGUUACUACCGUGCCCAUGGCUACCGCCAGUUGUGUGGACCUGAGCACAGUGCUCACUCAUCCGGCAAUCAAGGCUUUUAAGAUGAGUCACAGCACCCCCAACUCGCCGCAUUCCUCGCGUCGUCGCACCAACAGUAACUCGAUGGCAGCUCCACCGGGAACACCGGUGGGCGGUGGACACCCCGAAAUAGGGGCCACUGCAUCGGCACCGCCCAGCACCACACAUCAUCACCACCAUCGCAAGGAGGGCAGUGAUCCGGUUCCCAUGACGGCCACUGUUAGUCGGACCAAGUGCUCCAGGCGGCACUCCGAGGGCACCGUUCACACCGUCCACCGGAACAGUGCUGCCAGCGGAGGAGCAGGCGGUGGCCACCACCAUCACAGCCACAGCCACCACCACCCGCACAGCGGAAUGGUGAUCAGCAGCAACCCGCACCACAGCCACCAUUCCCACCAGGACAGCAACCACGAGACGGUUACCUCGCUGUCCGAUCGCAACUCCAACAGCUUCGCCUCCUCCCGCGAGUCCUCCACUAGCUUCAGCAUGCGCUCCAAUCGUCGGAAGAUCUCGGUCAGUUCGCACACGGGCGGCAAGAUCCCGUGGUGCGGCUGCUGGGGCAAUGGAUGCCUCUAGAUUGGGGCGAGGUAUCAUCAGCUACCGUCCAGGAACAAACUCAGUAUAGUUCACUUAGCUAUCAGAAUCAAUCAAUUGAAUGGGUGUAGGUAAAUAAGAGUUAGCACACACUUUUGUGUACAAAUAAUUACCCAAAAUCAAAACAAACAAAAUGCCACAUUCGAUAAAUAAUUAAAAUGCCAAAGAAUUUGAGUAUUGGUUUGAAAAUGUUUUUUUAAUUAUUAAAAAUUAUUUGCUGACAAGUAUUGAAUUUUUAGAAUUAUAACUCAGUGAACUUAAACGUAAAUAUUAUAGUUUGUAUUUUGUUAUUUGGGACUUAUUCGAUUUAAUUACGGCUAAGUGAAUUAUACUGAAUUCCACAAAGGAGUGUACAUUUCUAAAUUCUCAUAUAUCCACUUAACGUGUUUGUAUAUGGCUAAGUAAGGUUAGAUUGCCAAACAAAAGCGGAGCAGCAUUUUGUUUCUAGGAACUAAGUACAAAACCCAUUUUGAAAAGUUAUUAAUUUAACCAACGCAAGUCAAAAUCAAACCCGAUCUUUGUUGUACAUAUUACGUUAGAAGCAAUUAAGUUGUAGCAUUUAAAUGUUGGUCUCGAAUAGAAGUCAUGUAAAUUCUACAAACAAAGUUAUGUUAUAAUUGUUGCUGAAUUCGGAGAGAAUGCAAAUCAGAAAUACAAAAUAGAA